This is a messenger RNA of Chaetomium strumarium, 1706 nucleotides long. RefSeq lists its product as uncharacterized. NCBI's taxonomy places the organism in Eukaryota, Fungi, Ascomycota, Sordariomycetes, Sordariales, Chaetomiaceae. The record is from RefSeq and is a predicted model, not a curated record. Bases 488 to 1546 code for a protein of 352 amino acids. The transcript has 2 exons.
UGCUGCGCCGCUCAUGUCAAGCUACCUUAGUUGCCUCGGCCUGCACCACAGGGCUCCUGCCGCUCGCGGGUGACUCUGCCACGUCUCAUUUCAUAUACAACAUAUACAUAUACAACACUACCUCCACUACGCGCGUCUUGUCUGGCGAAGGCCUGCCCGGCUCGCACGGCUUACACUGCCUACGGAGGUAGUUACUAGCCGUACCUAGAGUUACAUACCCGUUCCUGCGUUCCGGCGCGCCCGAUCGUCCAUCCGUGGGUUACCCAAGGUCUCAUUCAUCCGUGAGAGACAUUUUGCACGGCGCGGUCCUCACCCGCGCAUCUCCCUGCAACCAUAUCGGCUGCCGCCGUGCCGCACACCGCUCCUCCCCCCCGGCCACGGACCUGCCGACUGGACAGCCCGGCUUGACUCCGCACCCCCUGUUGGUGAACUCUCCGUGCGUGCGUGUGUGUGUGCGCGCGCGCGUGCGUUUCCGUCCCCGCACGCCAUGGCCUCGUCCGGCAAGAAAGUGCGGGAAUCGGAGCCGGCCGAAUCCCUAGACGUGGUGGAAACGCCGACCUCGCCGUCUUCGGGCUUGGCCUGCUCACGCUUUGAGUUUGAGACGGGGAGGGCCAACGAUGGAACCAAGAUCCUCAUGGUGGAAUGGGAUGCCGCGGCGGGGAAUCCGGAUGGCGGUUCGGAGAAGGCAGAAAACGGGGAGAAGGGCGAGAAAAGGGAAAGGAGGCAGGACGACGGCAGUGGCUGGGAAGUGUCGUGGGAGGGCAAGGGCGCCGUUCUGCCGGUCCGGGAUGUGGAUCCUGAACCGGGCAGCCACACACGCCGCGUCUACUUCCUCCUGCCUCCCGGCGCCGCGAUCCCGGCACUCGUCACCAUCGCCCACGGGGGCCAGGGCAAUGACGAGGCCGGCGUGGUUCUGCGCACCAAACCGAUGCCUGCCAUCUUCCCCGCGGCCUUGACAAGCAAGCAGGAGGCCGGCCGCCGCGGCGUGCUCCACACGAUAUGGGCCAAGAGGCGUCUAGACGAGCUGCAGGCCGAGAUUGCCGCCGAGAUGAGGGCCAACGGCGAGAGUGUAGGCCUGGAGAUGGCCAUGCAGGAACGUCAGUGGAUCGUCGACCACUUCGGGCUUGCGCCGGAUCCGGGGAUGCCGCAGCCGACGAAGCUGCACAUUCCGCAGAGCUCGGCCAGCCCGGCCAGCCCGCGGAGUCCCGUGGGCGGCAAGCUCGGAGAGAAGCUCAGGGGCCUUAAGCUCGCGACUAGCCCUGCCGAACUCGCCGCUGCUAGUCAAGUCGCAAAGAGUGCACAGCCGCCAAGGACGCAGGCGCAGCCCACCAUCGGGCCCGUCCUCCCUCCAGCCACAACAGGUGUGGCCAUCUCGUCUUCGGGCGGCGGCGGGGUCGCUUCGCUCGAUGCCAUCGUGGGAAGCGGAGCAGCCCCGGCCGCCGGCCCCGGGACACGCGGCGCCGAUCCAACCGAGGAGGAUCUGUUCGCUCUCCCCCUGAGUCCUCGCAGCCCGGAAAUGAAGAAAAGUCCCUUUAGCCUCCUAUGACCCUGUCUAUAAUGUAUACGCCGUGGUUUUAGCAACCCAAGCAACGGCCAUCGGCAAGUAGAGAGAUAGUAGAGAGAGGGGCGUUGCGGGGCUUGUUAUCAAAAGCCGCGCUGAAUUAGUAUUAUUACCUUGGUGGCCACCCACCUUUGUGUGUUUUCCU